AUGGAGGAAAUUGUGGAUGUUGUUCGACAGAUUGGCCGACAACAGGGAGAAAAUGUAUACUUUCGAGCUUGCUACACCCUUUUCAAACACCUCCAGGACAAGACCGAGCAAGCUUCCGAGGACUUGAUUCGCUUGCACCAAUCUGGUGCUUCUGGUUCAUUGUACGAUGAAUUUUACCCCGUAUACCAAAUCGCGCAAGAGCUCCAAGCAUCAGUCCAAAUCCUGGCUGACCAGUCACGUAAGGCACAGUCGGCCUGUGAAGAAUUUUGCGAGCUGGACCCUCGUUACUCAGCACGUGAAGCUUUCAAAUUCACCGAUAGCGCCCAAGAACCUGGCAAUGUUGAGAAUCAUGCAAACCGGGGUGUUUGUGAUAGCCCACGGUCGAUGCAGUUCAUAAUGGUGCCAGUGGAUGAUCUCUUUUUAAGAGUCGAUUCGGCAAACGAGAACGUAUCUACUUUAUCUUUGUAG
This is a messenger RNA of Penicillium nucicola, 468 nucleotides long. RefSeq lists its product as uncharacterized. The transcript has a single exon. NCBI's taxonomy places the organism in Eukaryota, Fungi, Ascomycota, Eurotiomycetes, Eurotiales, Aspergillaceae. The record is from RefSeq and is a predicted model, not a curated record. The coding region runs from base 1 to 468 and encodes 155 amino acids.